UGCAGCUGGCUCCAGCGGCAGUGCCACAGUCAGCAAACACAGCUGGCCCGAGGAUGACCCAGAAACUCAACAACACCCCUGCCAGAGAUCUGGACAAGUUCAUAGAGUACCACCUCCUUCCUGACACCAUCUUCCGAACUGAGGUCAGAGCAGCCAUCGACACCAUAUGUGCUUUCCUGAAGGACAGAUGCUUCCAAGGUACUACCCAUCCUGUGAGGGUCUCCAAGGUGGUGAAGGGCGGCUCCUCAGGAAAAGGCACAGCUCUCAAGGGCAGGUCAGACGCCGAUCUGGUGGUGUUCCUUAACAAUUUCUCCAGCUUCAAGGACCAGUUAAACCGACGCGGAGAGUUUAUCCGGGAAAUUCGGGAACAGCUGUAUGCAUUGCAGCGUGAGGAACGUAUUAGAGUGAAGUUUGAGGUUCAGAGUUCAUGUUUGCCCAACCCCCGGGCACUUGGCUUCACACUGAGCUCCCCCCGACUUCAACAGGAGGUGCAGUUUGAUGUGCUGCCAGCCUAUGAUGUCCUGGGUCAUGUCAGCACUGAAAGGAAACCUGACCCCCGGAUCUACAGAAGCCUCAUCCGUGAGUGCACCUCCCUAUGGAAGGAAGGCGAGUUCUCCACCUGCUUCACCGAGCUCCAGAGAAACUUCCUGAAGGAUCGGCCACCCAAGCUGAAGAGUCUCAUCCGCCUUGUCAAGCACUGGUACCGACUGAAGAAGCCGAAGAAGAAGCCGAAGAAGCCGCUGCCCCCACAGUAUGCCCUGGAGCUGCUCACGGUCUACGCCUGGGAACGUGGGAGUGGAGACACUGAGUUCAACACAGCCCAGGGCUUCCGGACAGUCUUGGAACUGGUCACCAAGUACAGGCAGCUUCGAAUCUACUGGACAAAGUAUUAUGACUUUCAAGACCAAUACAUCUCCAGCUACGUGCUCAGUCAGCUCAGAGGAACCAGGCCUGUGAUCCUGGACCCGGCUGACCCAACAGGGAAUGUGGCUGGUUCCAACUCAAAGGGCUGGCGACGGCUGGCAGAUAAGGCUACAGCCUGGCUGGGAAAGGCAUGCUUUAAAAGAGAGGAUGGUUCCCUAGUGGGACCCUGGAAUGUGCCGACGGAAGUUCCUGUGCCACAAUAACAGGUGAACGAGAACGGGACAUUCAUCUCCUGUGAGCACAGCAGCAUCUGCCCGGAAGGCUGCAGAGUCAGGGGAUGUGCAGGCCUUGACCAGAGAGGGAAGGAUGCUGCCCAAGGCCCCAGGGAGGGAGUGUCCAACCUGGAGUCAGACUCCAGGCUUCUGAUCCCUGCCUGCUGAGUCUUCCAUCCUGUCCCACACAGACAGCCUUCCUCAUAGCCUGCUUCAGGCUUAUCCUUAUCCUCUGACAGUGUUCUCUGGGGGACAUGAGAUUCAGAAGGGGAGGGGAGAACUCAAGUUUGACUUCUGUCUGUGCGCCUGUUCUGUCCAGUGUCUGAUCAACAACAAUAAACCACAGCAGAUGCCAUGAGAAUGUCUGAGACGACCCAGAUACCCCCCCCUCUCUCCCUCUCUGUCUUUCAGUUAGAUGCAUUUAUUGAGCACAUACUACAUGGUCCAGUGGUCCAGGCACUGAGCACUCAUUAGUGGACAGAGCAGAACCAAUCCACAACAGCGAUGAUGCCACAUGGUUUGGGGUCCUUCCAGGUUUCUUACAUCUAAACUCAAGACAGUAUCCCUGGUUCCUUCUGUCCAUGUCCCCAAGACAAGACUCAAGACUUGCCCCAUCUGAAUCAGAAGCUGUUCUGCAGCUGCACAUGGCUACGGGGACCUGGAAGUGUGAGCAGUGCACAUGAAGAUACAUGGUGGCAGCAACAUGCAGGGGGGUGUGAAGAGGUGCAUGACAAAAAUGAACUGAAUUUGUGAGACUGGUGGUCACAAAAACAGACACAUGUAUGUCUGCAGUGACGAUGAACUUUUGAUGCAUGGAGUUAAAUCACAGUGGGUGUCUGCUUCCUUUUUCUCUUUCUGAGACAAGACCUCAUUAUGUGGCAUAGUCUGACCUAAAACUCAUAGGCAUCCUCCUGCCUGAGUCUCCCGAGCUCUGGAAUCGCACACACACACACACACACAAACACAAACACACACCCUCCACACAGAGACCUAAUGGUUCCAUAGUUCAGUGUUGUGAACCAGUGGCUCAUUUGUCAGAUCCCAAAAAAACCAUGUGUGCUCAACUCUUGUACCCUGCUUACUUACGAGUUCAGGGCAUUGCACAGGGCACCUGCUCCCAAAGCCUGCUCCUGUCCCCAGUACCCACUCUUUUAAUCACUGUGUGUGUGUUUGUGUGUGUGUGUCCUUCCAGUCCUCAUUCAUUCAGUUCUUGCUCUAAUAGCCCUGAGAACCAGGAGCCCCAGUGUCCCAGAGUGUGAGAAGAUGCAUGUCCCCUAGACCGCGGAACAAAUCACACUCUGCGUUGUGCUCUAUCUGAGCCCCUGGUGACCCUGGUGAUGCUGGUCCUACUAUUCCAGUCUUACCUCUUCUGAAACACCCCCAUAUACACAGAGAAGGUUUUAACAACCAAGGCCCAGGGGUCCCUCGUAAAUCCUGCCAACCUGAGGGGACCCAUCAUGUACCUCACACUAUAAAGCAAAUAUACAUGUGAUAUAUAAUGGUUACAUCCCAUGUCUCUAUGAUGAAAUGACCCCUGGUGUGGACCUGCAGAGCCUUCCCAAUGAUAAAAAACCACGGAGGCUAACAGCAGGAUACAGGAAUGAGUGAUGAGCUACCUUACAGAGGAGCCAUAAGGUGGCUGGGUCAGGUUUCCAUGACAACAGGGAGACUGAAGAUCAUCUCUCCGAUGGAGUAAGAUGACCACAACGGACACUUUCAUACCACUGUGUCUGACAGCCAUGUUGAACAGUGUCAUGCUUGCCCCACACUGGACCUGCCCAAGAGCCCUUUGGCCCUAAGCACAAUGCUCAUCCAUGUUCUUUCUGUGGGUGCCAUCUUGGUUCUGACUUAGCAUCCAUCCUGUCCAGGGGAAUGGCAAGGCUUGAUGACAGACACUGGGUUUUUCAAGCCUUGUCUUCAACUUUAAUCUUCUUCCUGAGGUCAGGAGCUCCCUCCUCUCCAGGGCCCACCCACUGAGUAAAGGAGUGUAUGUCCAUUGGAGGAAGCAUUGCUCUGUCCACCAUUUGACCACAGGGUUCGGUUCUCCAGGAAGCCACUUCAUCUACACUCAAUGGGUUCAACUCUGAAACUCAAUUCAUGUCAGGAACUGGGGGUGUGGGGAGGAAGCUGCUGUGACAGCCACUGCCUUCACUCUCUAGCUAUCUCUUGUGGUUCCUUCUAAUGGCCCACGCUGGCUCAUCUUCAUGACCAACUUCACCAACCUUAGACUCUCUGUGGAAACACCUCUGGGCAUGUCGAGGGCAUUUGUAGAAAUGUCUUCUGACUGCUUCCUUCACUACGCAGCCUGCUGUCAGGGCUCCUCACCAUCUGUGGAGUUUCCUCUGGAUUCACACGGCCUGAACGAUGUUUGAGAAGACCAACUAUCAGAAUGGUUAAGUGGCUUCUGACCAGUUUACGAGGAACACAUAACGGGGAAGAAGGGCUCUUGUGCAGAGGGAAUUGGGAAAGCUGGAUCUCCAUUGACAGGAAUAAAUCCCACCCUCACCUUGGGCAUGUAUAUAGGCCAUCCAAAAUGGAAGCAGAAAUCCCUAGAAAACAGAUUAUCUUAGCCAUGAUGACUUCGGCUGUUUUCUUGGCUCUGACAUCAAAACCACAGACAACUCAGGAUGAUUCUUUUAUGUCAGGCCUCAUGCAUGCUGGGUAAGCACUCUGCCACUGAGCCACACCCACAGUCUCUCACUGGAACACUCCAGACAGGUCCUUCCCAGUUGAGCCACACCCCUGCUGCCUUUCUGCUCUUACACGAGGAAGCCAUUCUUCAUGGAGACAUGUCUCCUGUGGUCCUGCUUUAGCAUGGAGUACGUGAUGAGUGAUAUGAUGGGUGCCCUCAGCUUGGUAGGAGACAUAGGAGACCCCUGGGCAUUGUUGAUUCAAACCUUUGUGUAUCUGGGGGUGUUUCAGAAGGGGAAAGACUGGAAUCAUAGGCAGCAUCAUCUGAUUGUGACCAUGUCCUGGUUCUUCCAUUUCUUCCAUCUUGGAAUAAAGAAGUAUUUAACUUGUGUUUUUAAUGUUAUAUGAGCCCACAGUUGAGAGACUAAUCUUUACAAGUGAU
Alexandromys fortis (reed vole) is the source of this 4209-nucleotide messenger RNA. RefSeq names its product 2'-5'-oligoadenylate synthase 1A-like. Gene Ontology annotation, biological process: negative regulation of viral genome replication; defense response to virus; regulation of ribonuclease activity. Gene Ontology annotation, cellular component: cytosol; membrane; nucleoplasm. NCBI's taxonomy places the organism in Eukaryota, Metazoa, Chordata, Mammalia, Rodentia, Cricetidae. Gene Ontology annotation, molecular function: 2'-5'-oligoadenylate synthetase activity; double-stranded RNA binding. The record is from RefSeq and is a predicted model, not a curated record. Bases 54 to 1127 code for a protein of 357 amino acids. The transcript is spliced from 7 exons.